Molecule: messenger RNA, 1089 nt
Organism: Danaus chrysippus (African queen)
Lineage: Eukaryota; Metazoa; Arthropoda; Insecta; Lepidoptera; Nymphalidae
Source: the annotation of a GenBank genome assembly
AUGACUAGCAGAGCAAAUUUUAAUAAAAGUAGUCGGAUGAACUUUAAAUUUCAAAAUGAGGCUUCAGAGUCCAAAGGUAACAAACCAACGAGAGAAGCAUCUUCAGUUCUUGAAAUUAUAACAUUAAUGAUUGUGCAUAUCUGUAAGAAGCUACUUUUCUAUGACACCAAUUUAAAAAUAGCCAUUUAUUUAGGAGCUCUCUUUCUAUUAUCUCUUAUAGCAGAUGUUCUCACCUUUCCAAAAUCUUAUUUCUCUAGGAGCGAUAAUAUAUUUAAUCAGUAUUUUGUAAAAAUCGGAUGGUUUUGGACUUUGUUUUUAACAAUUCCUUAUGUUUUUUUGACAUCUUACACCACGUGUUGCGGCAAAAGAAAACUUAUAGGCACUCAUUUAGUGAGACUUUUUAUAGCAACAUUGUUUUGGUAUUUCUGGACAACUCUCUUUAAUGUAAUUGAAGUGAAAUAUGGUCGAUGCAAUUCAAGAAACAUCACUGACAAGGUUACAUGUUUAAAAAAUGGUCACUUCUGGAAUGGAUUUGAUAUAUCAGGACAUUGUUUCAUAUUGAUAUACUCAAGUUUGAUAUUAAUAGAAGAAGCAAAAGCAAUCAAUGGAUGGGAGAGAAUAAAAGAUUUCAUUAGAGAUGAGACAUAUUCGAGGAGUUUGAACGACAAAUCUGCACGGGUUAAUCCCUUAAAGAAUAUUAAUAAGGAAGACUUGGAGGUACUUAAAACAUCAUAUGAGAAGUUUACUCCGUAUGUACGAGCAUUUCUCAUAGCCAUAGCUGGUCUACAGCUACUGUGGGAUGUGAUGUUAGUAUCCACAAUAUUGUAUUAUCACAUUAUGGUUGAGAAGUUUAUAAGUGGAGUAAUUGCUAUUCUAACAUGGUUUGUCACAUAUAGAGUUUGGUAUACAUUGCCAUAUUUAUUACCAAAUCCGCCGGGACAGGGAUUGUUUAAAUAUAAUAUGGAGAAAAGCACACCAUUAAAUGUACCUUUAAGAAAGAAAUCAUCAAUCAAUAAUGGUAAACAUUUUAUGGGUAUGCCUAUAAACCCAAACCAGGAAUCCGGAGAACCUGCCGAGGAGACAAAAUAG